Molecule: messenger RNA, 1608 nt
Organism: Penicillium daleae
Lineage: Eukaryota; Fungi; Ascomycota; Eurotiomycetes; Eurotiales; Aspergillaceae
Exons: 11
Coding region: 1-1608 (535 amino acids)
Biological process (GO): carbohydrate transport; transmembrane transport
Cellular component (GO): membrane
Molecular function (GO): carbohydrate:proton symporter activity
Source: RefSeq, a predicted model, not a curated record
AUGGAUCCUUCCAAGGGAAUCAGUGAAGCUAUCGACGAUGCUACUGCAGAGAAGCGACCUGAGACUCCGGUCAAAAAUGGUGACCCUGUCAUGCGCUCUCGAGAGGACGACCUCAGCGUCUGGCAGUGCGCACUCCGAUUCAAGAGAGUGUCUUUGAUUGCGAUGGUUGCCGCAUUCAGUGCCUCGCUCGAUGGUUAUCAGAUCAACCUUAACGGUGGCAUCGUUUCAAACAAAGGUUUCAUCGAACAGAUGAUGGGCACGGGCAUCAAAAUUAUCGAUGGCAAAUACGUUUCAGCAUGGGGAGGAAUUCAAUCCGCUGGUCAGACCGUGGGACAGAUUUUACUUCAAUAUGCCACGGAGAAAUUUGGUCGCAAGAUCGCACUGUACAUCAUUUGGGUGGAUCUGGUUAUCAGCAUCUUCAUCGAGACCUUUGCGACGCGUUGGGACCACUGGCUUGUAGCCAAGUUGUUUUCAGGCAUGGGUGUGGGCAUGUUGCAAUCUACGUUGCCUCUUUACCUGUCUGAGCUUGCUCCGACGCAGCUGCGAGGAUUUUACAUCAACGCAUAUAGCUUCUGGUUCGUUGUUGGUCAAAUUUUCGCUUCAGUAGCAUUGAACCAACUUAACGCGAGAGACCCCUAUGAGUUCCGAGUUCCAAUUUAUAGCCAGUGGGCUAUGAUUGGUGCUAUCGCCUUCAUCUUUGUACUUCUCCCAGAGUCCCCAUGGUGGCUUGUGAGCAAAGGCAAGCUUGACAAGGCGGCCAAAGUGCUCAAAUUUUGCAACGGUAAAGUCGAUGGAUAUGACGUUCAGGAACAAAUUGAAGUCAUGACUACGACCGUCACACAGGAACGCAUUCUCGCAGAGCAGAACUCGAAGGAAGGAACAUGGGCUGUUUUCAAGGGCCGAAACUUAAUUCGAUUCAUUAUUGCCAGUUGGCCAAAGGUUGUGCAGCAAUUUGUUGGCCUGACCGUGUUCAACACCUACGCUACCUACUUUUUCCAAUACGCUGGAAACAAGGACCCAUUCCGAGUCACCGUGAUCCUUUCUUGCGUUCAAUUGAUCUCGGUCCUUCUCACCGCUACUACCACCGAUCAAUUUGGUCGUCGACCCCUGACCGUCUAUCCUUACGCUGUGACCAGUUUGUCUGUCCUGUGUCUCGGAAUCAUCGGAUGUUUCGAUUACAAGAAAUCAUCUACGAGCUCGCUUCUGAUUUUCUUCGCGUGUCUGGCAACCUUGUCAACCACAGGUGCCUCAGCUAUCGGAUAUGCUUACGCCGCGGAGGUUCCUCAACAGCGUCUGCGUGCAAAGACCGCAGGAUGGGCGCUUGCCUUUUCCAAUUUGAUCGCCAUCAUGUUCAGUUUCUGCACGCCACUUAUGAUCAACGGCACUGCUAAAUGGGGUGUUAAAACUGGGUUCUUCUUUGCUGGAACUGGAACAGUCUCGACAGUCAUUGCCUGGUUCAUCCUUCCCGAAUUAACCCGCCGCACCCCUGCCGAAAUCGAUGAGAUGUUUGAGAAGAAGGUCAAUCUUCGCAAGUUCAAGGGGUAUGUUACUGAAGUUCAGAUGCGGGCCAACGAGCAGCAUCAGACUGAGGAGCUUACUACCGCAUAA